Messenger RNA from Neurospora tetraspora, 3004 nucleotides. RefSeq names its product putative carnitine acetyl transferase FacC. Gene Ontology annotation, cellular component: mitochondrion. NCBI's taxonomy places the organism in Eukaryota, Fungi, Ascomycota, Sordariomycetes, Sordariales, Sordariaceae. The coding region runs from base 146 to 2953 and encodes 935 amino acids. Gene Ontology annotation, biological process: carnitine metabolic process. The transcript has 2 exons. Gene Ontology annotation, molecular function: carnitine O-acetyltransferase activity. The record is from RefSeq and is a predicted model, not a curated record.
AUUUUCUUCAAAAAGAUAUCAAGACUGCCAUUAUUUCUACCGUACAGCCUUGCGUGGGUUGAACAUCAGCAUUCGAGUCUCACCUUUAUACGCCUAACUACCACACUUAUACACUCACAGCCUGACACCAAACUUAACUGACACAAUGACUACUGAAGUUCGCACAUUUACUCCUCCGAGAGCUUUCGGUGACGCUAUCAGCCAACCCGUUACCACACCAGUUAUCACAACUUCGACAACACCACGCUCCGUCCCCGACCUCCAAAUCACACUCAAGCCCGCCAUCAGCCCAUCGCUAAAGGCUCGCCAGUACAGCAUGGACUCUACUCCUGAAGAGAAGCCCAAGGGCGGCGUCACAUUUUCCCACCAAGACAAGCUCCCCAAGCUUCCUAUCCCAGAACUCGAAAGCACCUGCCAGAGAUAUCUCUCUUCCCUAAAACCGCUUCAGACGCACAGGGAACAUGCCGAGACGAGGCGUGCUGUUCAGGAAUUUCUUCAGACCGACGGUCCCGAGCUGCACGAGAAGUUGAAGAAGUAUGCCGAGGGACAGACAAGUUAUAUUGAACAGUUCUGUAAGUCCCUUCAGCACACUUUUCGUAGAAGCAGUCCAUGUUCGGCUAACACACCUUCAGGGUAUGAUUCGUACCUCAACUACGACAACCCGGUUGUUCUCAACUUGAACCCCUUUUUCUUGCUCGAAGAUGAUCCGACACCGGCUCGCAACAACCAAGUUACCAGGGCCGCCUCCCUGAUCGCGUCAGCUUUGGAGUUCGUAAGGGCAGUCCGCAGGGAGGAGCUUCCACCAGACACCGUCAGGGGCACUCCCCUAGACAUGUACCAGUACUCACGCCUCUUCGGUACCGCUCGUGUCCCCACCGAUUCCGGAUGCCAGAUCCAACAAGAUGACAAGACUAAGCACAUUGUCGUCAUGUGCCAUGGCCAGUUCUACUGGUUCGACGUUUUGGAUGAUAAUUCCGACGCCAUCAUGACCGAGAAGGAUAUCGCCAUCAACCUUCAGACCAUCGUCGACGACGCCCGACAAACCCCGAUCCAAGAGGCUGCCAAGAGCGCCCUCGGUGUGUUGAGCACGGAGAACCGCAAGGUCUGGUCGGGACUCCGGGACGUCCUGACGAGGGAUCCCGGUUCCAACAACGCCGACUGCCUGAGCAUAGUCGACAGUGCUCUCUUCGUUGUCUGCCUGGAUUAUACGGAGCCAACCACCGCUGCUGCUCUUUCCCAGAACAUGCUCUGUGGCACUAGCGAGAUCGAGAAGGGAGUCCAGAUUGGCACCUGCACCAACCGCUGGUACGACAAGCUUCAGAUCAUCGUGUGCAAGAACGGCAGCGCCGGUAUCAACUUUGAGCACACCGGUGUCGACGGCCACACCGUGCUGCGGUUCGCCAGCGACAUCUACACCGACACCAUCCUCCGCUUCGCCCGGUCCAUCAACGGCAAGGCUCCCUCAAUGUGGGCUUCGACCAGCCCCGACCCGUCCAAGCGUGACCCCGAAAGCUUCGGAGACGUGAGCACCACCCCGCACAAGCUCGAGUGGGACAUGGGACCCGAGCUUAGCGUCGCCGUCCGCUUCGCCGAGACCCGCCUGGCCGAUCUCAUCAGGCAGAACGAGUUCGAAUGCCUCGACUUCCACGGCUACGGCAAGAACUUCAUCACCUCCAUGGGCUUCUCCCCGGACGCCUUUGUGCAGAUGGCCUUCCAAGCGGCCUACUACGGCCUCUACGGCCGCGUCGAGUGCACCUACGAGCCCGCCAUGACCAAGAUGUUCCUGCACGGCCGCACCGAGGCCAUCCGCACCGUCUCGGACGACUCGGUCAACUUCGUCCAGACCUUCUGGGCCGACGCCCCCGGCGACGCCAAAAUCGACGCCCUCCGCAAGGCCUGCCAGGGGCACGUCAACAAGACCCGCGACUGCGCCAAGGCCCAGGGCUGCGACCGGCACUUGUACGCCAUGCUCUGCCUCUGGCAACGCAUGCAGGACGAUGACGCCGCCAGCACCACCAGCAGUAACAGCAUGAACGGCUACUCCUUCGAAGACGGCGCCUCCACCUCCGUCAUUGGCUCGCCCUCCAAGGAUUCCGUCUUCUCCCAGUCCAUGGAAGACCAAUCUCAGGCCGGUGGCCGUGAACGCGGCGACUCCAUCAACUCCCACAUCUCCGCCACCCCUUCCCAGCGCGGCGGCGUCCCCCAACAACUACCCACCAUCUUCGCCGACGCCGGCUGGGACAAGCUCAACACCACCAUCCUGUCCACCUCCAACUGCGGCAACCCGUCCCUCCGGCACUUCGGCUUCGGCCCCGUCUCCGGCGAAGGGUUCGGCAUCGGCUACAUCAUCAAGGACGAGUGCAUCUCCAUCUGCGUGUCGUCUCGCCACCGUCAAACCCGCCGGUUCGUCGAUACUUUGGAAUCCUAUCUACUCGAAAUCCGCCGUAUCCUCCGCAUCGCCGCUAGGAACAACGCUUCCGCUGGUGGUGCCAACGGGGUUAGUGGUACGGCGAAUAAGGGUAUGUCCAGGGCAAGGGAGAUCGACGCGGCUGCUGUCAACCAGAAUGGAACAGAGAAGCCGGUUCGCCCCAAGAUUGGGAACAGGAUCAAGUCCCGCGGGAGACUGAUUACCGGUCAGAGCAGCGGGCUUGGUCAAGGUGGACCGACGAGCACGUACAAUGGAGGAAGUAGUGUGGGGAAUAUCAAGGGCACGGGAGGGGGCAGUGUUAGUAGUGCGAUGGAGGAGAGCGUGGUGAUGAGUGAGGAUGAUGAGAUUGGUGGUUAUGGUUUCUUCGACGCCGGUAUGCUCCAACAAGCGCUUAAGGCGCGCCAGCAGGGUCACUACCAUCAUUCCCACAACCAUGAUAGCAGCAGUGAUGAUCGGAGCAACCAGAGCAGACAGAGGAGAAGCAGGAGGGAUGUGGGCAAGAAGUUGCCUUUGAUUGAUUACUAGAGUAGACCUUGUUGUUUGCUUUAGGGUUUUUGGUUUCUUGGUUUUUUGAUA